Salvelinus fontinalis (brook trout) is the source of this 1613-nucleotide messenger RNA. It is a transcript of the gene slc25a11, whose product is annotated as solute carrier family 25 member 11. Lineage: Eukaryota; Metazoa; Chordata; Actinopteri; Salmoniformes; Salmonidae. Gene Ontology annotation, biological process: thiosulfate transport; oxaloacetate transport; phosphate ion transmembrane transport. The record is from RefSeq and is a predicted model, not a curated record. The coding region runs from base 138 to 1052 and encodes 304 amino acids. The transcript has 7 exons. Gene Ontology annotation, molecular function: malate transmembrane transporter activity; sulfate transmembrane transporter activity; antiporter activity.
CCGUGCGUGCGCGCCCCCGUGUGUCACCUUGCUCCAUCGCUAGAGGUAAAGCACCGACCAGAAGCUACAGCUACGCGUGAAGCCAGAAUCCCUUUACCGAGGGACUGUCGUCCGGUUUGAAAAGAGCCAGAGAGAAAAUGGCGGAAGCUUCCAAACCGAAGACCUCUCCCAAGGCCAUUAAGUUCCUCUUUGGGGGACUGGCAGGGAUGGGAGCGACAGUGUUCGUCCAGCCUCUCGAUCUAGUCAAGAACAGAAUGCAGCUGAGUGGUCAGGGAGGAAAGGCCCGGGAAUACAAGACCAGCUUCCAUGCUCUGGCAUCUAUACUGAAGAAUGAAGGACUAGGAGGCAUCUAUACUGGUCUGUCAGCAGGUCUCCUCCGCCAGGCUACCUACACCACAACGAGGUUAGGAAUCUACACGGUGUUGUUUGAGAAGAUGACGGGACAGGACGGGACUCCGCCCAGCUUCCUCAUGAAGGCUCUGAUUGGUAUGACGGCUGGAGCAACCGGAGCCUUCGUUGGAACACCUGCUGAAGUCGCCUUGAUCAGGAUGACCGCUGACGGACGUCUCCCUGCAGACCAGAAGAGAGGGUAUUCUAAUGUGUUCAAUGCUCUGGCCAGAAUCACUAAAGAAGAGGGGGUCACCACACUAUGGAGGGGGUGUAUUCCCACCAUGGCCCGUGCUGUAGUGGUCAACGCUGCCCAGCUGGCCUCCUACUCUCAGAGCAAACAGGCUCUUAUAGAGACAGGGUAUUUUGUGGACGGCAUCUUCCUCCAUUUCUGUGCCAGUAUGAUCAGCGGGCUGGUAACCACGGCAGCGUCCAUGCCCGUCGACAUCGUCAAGACCAGGAUUCAGAACAUGAGAAUGAUCGAUGGGAAACCAGAGUUUAAGAAUGGCCUGGACGUGUUGGCGAGGGUAAUCCGUAAUGAAGGAUUCUUCUCUCUGUGGAAGGGUUUCACUCCGUACUACGCCAGACUGGGACCUCACACCGUCCUCACGUUCAUCUUCCUGGAACAGAUGAAUAAGGCUUAUAAAGUCUACUUCCUGGAUUAGAGACGGGAUAAAUAAGGAUUGGGGGAAGGGAGCUGAUCUUAGUUCUGGACCUACGGGAAACUGUACCCCGGAGCCACACACACACACACAGAAGCAGGCGCGCACACACACACACACACACACACACACACACACACAUACACUCACACUCUCUCACACUCACACUCUCUCACACUCACACACACAUAUACACUCACACACUCACACUCUCACACACACACUCUCACACACACACUCUCACACACACACACACAGAAGCAGGCGCACACAGACUGAAGCAGGUGCACACGACACACACGGACAGACACACCCUCGUGUGUGAUGUGAGUGACCUUUAACCCCUGUCAUGUGACCUGACCCCAUUGUGUUAUUUUUUACUGAAGGACUCAGAACCUCAGAAUGUACCAGCCACCCCCCCCCCAUAUUGACACUUGGUAUAGUCCCCCCCCCCCCCAUGUUGACACUUGGUAUAGUCGUCCCCUCCCCCCACUAUGGAACAGAUGGCUGGAAAACCUUGAUGAUGACAAACAGAUUAAAAAUGGAUUUAUUUCUGACAAACAA